Messenger RNA from Monomorium pharaonis (pharaoh ant), 8025 nucleotides. Its product is annotated as arrestin homolog. Lineage: Eukaryota; Metazoa; Arthropoda; Insecta; Hymenoptera; Formicidae. Bases 2419 to 4158 code for a protein of 579 amino acids. Gene Ontology annotation, biological process: G protein-coupled receptor internalization; signal transduction. Gene Ontology annotation, molecular function: G protein-coupled receptor binding. The record is from RefSeq and is a predicted model, not a curated record. Gene Ontology annotation, cellular component: cytoplasm. The transcript is spliced from 11 exons.
CCUUUGUCAUAAAAAAUAAAUUUAUAAGAGAUCCUAGAUAGAGAAAUUGAAUUAAAUUUUUACUUCUCAAACUAUAUCACAGGCCAUUCAUCCAAAUAUUCAAGAAUUCCAAAAAUUCAAUUUCAUAAUAUUAAAUAUAUUUAGUAUUCCAAUAUUAAAAUAUGCAAUAUUUCAAAAAUAUUUGUAAAAAAUAAUCACAUACACAGGGCCUUAAGUUCUACGAACAUAUGUAUAUCUAUCAGUAAUAAAUACAAAUAAUUUUCUUACUUCGACUAUAAAAUUUAUGAAACAAAAUUAUUUCUUAACGUUAAUUUUAAAUUGUACAUAUAUACAGAAAAUGUAUUUAUAUUAAACAUAAUUAAAAAACAACAGAUUUUUAAGCAGUAGUAUGUUCAUUCAGCGUCAAUAAUGCAUCAAUUACCAAUAAUGCAUUAUGUAUAAUCGUAUUAUUCACGUGUGAUUAAAAUUAGUUGGCGUGACGCACAAACAAUUGCCACGAUUUAUAAUAAAACCUAAUUUAUAACGAAAAUAAUUAAUAUUCCUUCAUCACAUAUUAAACAACAGUAUAAUGUAACCUAAAAUAUAAAAGAUAAAUACAAGAGAAAUUACGUAACUAAAUUCUCCAAUAUACCGCGUCGUCAAAAAUUGCGUCAAACUUAUUAAACAAAACGUCGCAAUAGAAUCUUCCUGAUAGAGAUCACUAUGAUAACGGAUGAAUGACGAGGGGCUUGACGAAAUCACACGGGAGAGGCGAGUUGAUAAGAGAAGCAGUGUACAAUUAAUCACCUGCCACGACAAACACGCCCAUCCCGCUAAUGUGAUCGUUCCGGCGUGGCUACCGGGAGUGGAGUCGAGAAUCAUUUGUCCGACGACAACGCACCGACAAGGCAUUCCGGCAACUCCACUUCCGGCGGUACCAUCGAUACCAUCGAUACCGGCGAUACGAUCCAUCGGCGAACGUCGUCGAGAUGCGUGCGAAAAGAUUUCGCGUUUCUACGCAUCGGCUCCGCCGUCGAUCGCCAACAUCAUAGGCAGAGAGAGAGAGAGAGAGAGAGAGACGCGGCGCCGAUUAGCGUUGCGCCCUACGCGUCGCGACGCCUGGCGUCGAGCGCGCCAGUAGACGGCGAACCGUGCUGCAGGACAGACGACGUCGGGCGCAACGUCGAGUUCCACUACUUCUCACGGCCUAAGCGAACCCCGUACCGGACCUCUCGCUCGUUGCUUAAUGACCUCCGAGUGAAACGGAGAACGAUAUCGCGCGCGCGAGAAUACCGUUAUACGUUAAAAUAGUCCUUUCACGACGUCGCUUCAAAAAAACAAAAAGAGAAAUAGAGAAAGAGAGAAAGAGAGAGAAAGAGAGAAAGAUAAAGAAACAAAAAAACGCGAAGAAAUGAAAAAUUUGCCGCGAAAGGUUUAAAGACCAGGGAGAAUUGGGGAUCGGUAUAUAAUCCGGAUGAAAGGCACUGUCAACGUUAGAGAUACGGGAGAAGAGAGAGAAAGACCUUAUCGCUAAUCUCCCGGCCUUCUCCCUUCGUCCCAAAUAAACAUAUAGAUCAACUUCGCGCGUCUAUAUAGCGUCGCGGAGCUCUAAGCUCCGUAUACCAGAGCCGUAUUCGAAAUUCUUGUUUAAACAGGGCGCAGAAGGACGUCGGAGUAACCCGGCGAUAUUAUCGUCAAGGAGGAUUGCCCGAAAAAUACGUAAAAGCACUGUCAGUAUGUGGCGACUUCGAGCGUAAGCAUGUGACGCACUUGAAUUCUUAAAGAGCGCUUCGGGAACAAUUUGCCCGGUUCAUGACGCCGUACCCCCGGCUGAUAAAGGAACAAAUGAGAGAGAAGCGUUCCCGAUUCCUCCGGCCCGGGGAAGGAUCGAUACGAUCGUAAAUGGUGUUUCGACGUUUACGAUCCCUUCUUUAGUAUCUCGCAUAAUGAUCCACCCCGAAUAAGACGGUCGUAGGCAGGUGAUGCUCACCUCGAUGCUCACGUCGUCGUAGAACAAAAGUUCGCAAUUACGUAACGGAACUUUAACAGAACGCGUGUAUAACGCUCAGUCCUAACGGAGACCUUGACACGUGCCCUUUCAUCGGCUCGAGAGAGUGUGUCCAGGAUAUUCCUAUUUCCUGUUGCACAAAGAUCGCCAGGUAUUCUGCCAGAUCUAACAAAUUCCAUAAAGGAAAUUCAAAACAAACGGAAUGAGCCAGUGCGAAAUCAUGCUCCGUGAAAACGGCGAGAGGCAAUUCUGAUAAAAAUGCAAUAUCACGCCAUCUAAGCGAGUAACGCGAACAGUAAGACUUCGGAUCAAAGCCGUAUAGCGCGUGUGGGUGGUGCAUGUGAACGAAAUUUACGGGAGUUGUGUGCGUGAUCGUGUAUUGCUUGUUGGGCCUUUGCUGUGGCCGCGCUGAAACGAAAAAGGACGAAGAGAUGGCGGAAAAGGGCAGCAAUGUCACACCGGAAGCCACCGUAAUUCAGUCGGAUGGCUGUGAGGAGCAACGAAAGGAGCUAUAUCCAAACACGGUGGAACGUAGAGACAUUGCGGUGGGGAAUUGCGACGGGAAAAACAAGAGAACGACAAACGACAUGAACGAAGAGGAGAAGGAUCAUCGGAUGAAGGCGAAAUCGGAUCAAGCGCAAGAAUUGCAAAUACAGAUGCAACCGCAGGUGCAGCAAACUGACACGCGAGCUGACAGAAAAAUCGAUACGAGUCCGGACCAUAUAUCGGAUGCUGCAUUCAGUAGUCAAAGGGUAUACAAGAAAUCCUCGCCGAAUAAUAAGUUGACACUUUAUCUAGCCAGCAGAGAUAUUAUCGUCGGUGAAGGCAAGAAUGACAACAAACUCCUAGGCGUCCUCUUAGUUGAUCCCGACUAUGUGCGCGAAAAAAAGGUAUUUGGUCAGGUGACACUGACUUUCCGCUACGGAAGAGAAGACGAAGAAGUAAUGGGCCUAAAAUUUUGCAACGAGGCGAUGAUGUGUCUAGCACAGCUGUAUCCAUCCUAUGUAGGAGCUCAUCAUCUGGAAAGUAAAAGCCCACUGCAGGAAGCACUUAUCAAACGACUAGGACCCAACGCACACGCGUUUACGAUAGAAAUUCCAUCAAUCGCCCCUCCAUCUGUACAACUGGUACCAGCUAAGGAAUACAAUGGCCCGCCCAUAGGUAACAGCUACGACAUCAGAGUUUACGUUGAUACGUCAUUAACACCUCGGCGGAUUUUAGCGGAACGAGCGGAUGAACGAUUGCAUCGUAAAACCACCGUCAGAAUGGGCAUUCGAGUGAUCCAGCGAGCCACAAAGCCGCCUCUACCCUCGACUACGUGCAGCGUGCCUCCCUCGACUAUGUACAGUGUGCCUCCCUUUCAAGAGUCAUCGGCUGGUUCGAGAGUUCAAGGAUCCAAAGCGAGAGUGGCGUUAGCGGAAAAUGAGAUCAUCGAGGACGACGAGAACGUGGGAGCACAUGCGGCAGUGGAAAAGCCAUUCUUAUUAAGCGAAGGUCGAGUCAGAUUGGAGGCAGGGUUGGACCACGCGAUCUAUGAACAUGGAGACUCGAUCAAUGUCCACGUCAAUGUUAACAACACAAGCAACAAAUCAGUAAGGAGAAUAAAGGUAAUUGUCGUGCAAUACGUGGACGUUUGUAUGUUUAGUAACGGCAAAUUCAAAAAUGUGGUAGCCCUUAUGUCCUCACAAGAGGAUUGUCCUUUGGGUCCAGGUAGUAAUUUGAGAAAGACUUACGCUCUCAGACUUGUUAAGGGUACGACUAAGAAUUGGAUCGCCUUAGAGGACAGUUACACGAAAACUGGAACAAGUCUGGCGUCAACGGUUGCUAACCCCAGGAAUGGACCCGAUGACAGAAACGUUUACACAAUCUACGUAUCUUAUUAUGUGAAGGUCAAGCUGCUCAUAUCGGCGAUGGGCGGUGAGGUAUCUUUGAAGCUGCCGUUCACGUUGAUGCAUAGUACUACGGAUAUGGACCUGAUGGGAUCUCCUAUUCGAGAUAUACCGAAAGAAUUUGAAAAGAGUACGAACGAGAUCACGGAAAAAUCCGACAGCAGUAGUAGCCAUCGAAAUAAGCUAGACGAGACCAAACUGGAUGCGAUUGAAGAACAGAAAGAGUCGAGAGUGACUGACGUGGAUUUAAUAGAGCAUUGCGAGGAGAGUGACAGCACCUGAGAGCGGGCGCAACGAGGCGACGCGAUGUCGCGGCCGUCUGUCAGGAAAAACAACGAUGUGAAGACCAUCAAGAAUUCAAAUCACAAGGCUUGCAGACUGAGCGUCAGCAUCCAACGAGCUUGGUGUUGUUUCAGAAGGGCCUCUUAGUAAACGAAUAAACGGAACUCUCGUAGCAGUAACGACUGACUGAUAUCAUUUUGCUUGUACUUGUCAUUGUAAUUCUUCCUGUUUUCUCAUAUGGAAAUCUCGCAACGGCUGCACAAAAUAAGAGAAAAAAAGAAUAAGAUAAUGUAUAGAAAACCUUGUCAAUUGUCGUUAGAAUCGUUGGAUGUACACGUAAAUGUGGAUAUCUUGUUUUCUUUUGGAGAAAAGUGCAAAUUCAGAGAUUAUCAAAUUAUAUGCCAUCUUGAAAAAACAAUAAACAACUUAUUGCGCUUUACAUAUUUUCGUAAAGAAAAUUUUAUAGAAGCGCGAUUAAGAAAUGGUAUUUUCUUGAAGACUAAUAAGUUAUAUGCCAUCCAUUCGUAUCAUAUUUGUCGCACGAAUCAAAGCAAGAUUUUGCUCGCUCUCGAUAAAAGAGGAAAUGUUUCAAUGAAUGUCAUCACUGUAACCAAAUGUGUGAAUUUGCUACUAAUGUAUCAUAUGUAAAUUGUAUUUUUCAGCAUAAAAGAAGCGUGGAUUUCAUUGAAAAAUUAUAAUUUAUCAACAUCGCAUAUUUUUUAUUUAAGAACGUAGAAUCGAUACAAAUCUUAACCUUCAGCAUACACACAUCAAAAAAAUUACGUACAUACACAUGGGUGGGCGAUAUCCCAACCACUUAAAACGGCUUUAGUACCUAAAGCAUUGUAUCUGAAGGUCUAGAAAAAUUUAUGUAUAUUCUUUAAACAGUCUAAAACUACGCCUAAUUGUAGAAAAUGAAAUUAAAUAAACUUUCGCUGGAAUGUCCAUCACUCUGCCGUGUAUGUUGAAGGUUUAUAAAAAUGACUUAUAUUAUUGAGGACACAACAAUUGUUAAAAUUUUAGUAUGCAUUUGGAUUCCAUAAAAUCGCUAUUAAUUUUAACUACAUAAAAUUAAAUUAAUAAAAUGGAUAAUUAUUUAGAUUAGGGGAUACCGCACCAAUGACCUUGAUCUAGAUAUAUGUUAUACAAAUGAGAGUAUCGGAUCAACUUUUCCUUAUAAAUUAAUCGGCGGUCUUAUAUAAUUUUUUAGAUAAACUUACAUAAAGUUUGAAAAUGUUAAUUUUUAUUUAAAUUAAUAAACACUUUAUAACUUUAACCUUAAUGUAUGUUAUCAAAAUCAUAAUUCUGAGUAACUUACAAAAGAUUUUAGUUAGUUAUCACUGUUUAUUAAAAAGUUAUUAACAAAAAACACCCGGUGCUUGCGGCCCAAAACUACUCAAUAACUGUUCUAUUUCCAAGUGUAGAUAACUACUUUUUUAUAUAAGUAUGGACCAAUUAUUCCAACUUUUUGUUAAAUUUACUUAUCAGAUAAAUAUGUGUCUGUCUUUAUUUAUUUAGAAAAAAUUAAAAGCACACAUGCUUACUCGAUAAGUAAGCUAACCAAGAAAUUAAAACAACUGGCCCUAUAUCUAAAAAAUUACAAGAUCGCUGGUUAGUUUUAAAAAAAAGUUGAUCAGUACCAUCAUUUGUAUAACAAAUGUCAAGAUUAAAGUCAACGGUCUUGGUGCCUAAUCUAAAUAAUUACAUAAAAUGUUUUAAAUAAUUAAUUUAAUUGUUUAUAUAUAUUUUUUAUUUGCCAUUAAAAAUGUUAGACGUAAUUGUACAAUUAAACAGCUAACUAACUUGUUUUAAUAAUUAUCUACAUCUGGAACCUUACAAUAAUUUAAUUAAUAUCUUAGUAAUGUUUUAAAUCAUUUUUUCAAGAGCAUUACUAAAUUUUCUAUUGAAUUUCUUUAAUUUAGCAAAAGUCAUCUUUAGUUUAUAAAUAUAUUUUCAUCCACUUUUUAUUUGUAUAUGAAAAUAUUACAUAGUAAAUAAAGUUAAAUUUUUGUAAAAGCAUACUAAAAAGUUUUGGCCGCAAUUAUUCAUAUAAUUUUUAUAUAUAUCUAUCAAAGUAUUAAGUAUUUUAAAAAGUAAUGUAACGUGAUAUAUCGUUUGAUGUAUUUGUCAUAAGAUACUAUGUAUAAAACUAACUUAAACUUUUCUUUAAUUGCAAUUUUUAUGGAUUAAUCAGUUAAAAUUUUAUAUUUUGAUAUAUUUUACAUUUUAAUAUUAGUUUUACUUUAAAUAAUAUUCUACACAGAUUUCUCUAAUUUGUAAAGAUUAAAACAUUUUGAUUUUUUGAUCAUAUCUUCUUAAGGGGAUGCUGGACUGCCUCUCAAACUUCGGGGUCGAUAAUGUAGAAUCAUUCGUGCACAUUAUUAAUGAGAUUUCGUAUAUAUUUCUUUUAUAGAUUUGGAAAUUCUUUUCCAGAAUUAAAGUACACAUAUUAAUAGCAAUCUGUGAAUUGGAUUUUAUAUCUAGAACGAAAAAAAUUUUUUCAUAUUACUGUACUUAUCGACUUCUUUCGAAUCCGCAUUCAUUAUUCUCUUAUACCAAAGCUUCUAGCUUAUUUCUCUGAAAACACAUUAUUAUUCUUUCCUGUAAUGAUAACGGUGCAUAACAAUUAUUUUAUACGUAUAGAGUUUUUAAAACUUAGUGCUGCAAUAAAAGUUACGAGACGACUGCACAAAGGUAUAAUUUUCUAAUUUUUUUCGUUUUUCACAUAAAAUUGUAGUUAGCCACCGUUUGUUAUUGUCUAUACUUUAAUUCUGGAGGAGAAUUUACAAUUCUAUAAAAUCAAUUAGGAGCCAAGCGUAUUCGAAAAUAAUUAGCGUUCAAUCGAUAAAACAGACGACUCCAGCAUCCCCUUAAAACUUUCAGAAAAAAAAUCUCAAGAAAUAUGUGUUCCUGUAUAUUUACACCAAUAAAUAAUCAAGACAAUUCGCAUAUGUAAUAUUUCACGUAUUCUUACAAACUACAGAAAUUUUAUUGCUAACUACCUAAAACUUUGUAAACAUAAAUUAUUUCAAAUUGUUUGCGUUUUUUAUCUUCUUAUUUGUUUAACAUAUAAAAAAUCUCCUACUGCCACUUUAAUGACUCAUAACCAGAUUCUGCGUUCAUUAAUUUGAAAAUAAGAAAAUAAAUAAAACAUUUUUUAAUCUUAUAUACAAAUUGUCGCUAUAACCAUCUAUACAAAGUAAUAUAUACCGAAUUAAAAAUAUCAAAGAUAUUUUUUCAAGAGAAUGAUAAAGAUCUAUUUUUUAUUCAAACAAUCAAUGUACAAAUUAUCCCACUAUAUCAUUAUAUAAAAUUUAAAUCGUAUAUCUUACUGCAAGUUUGAUUUCUUUUUAAAUAAAUUCUAAAGCAAAAACUUUAAAGACAAGUUGCAGUUUUAAUCUUGUAAUCAUGACUAAGAUUUUAAGAAUAUCAAGAUAAAAUAUUUUGAAAUGUAUUCACAAAUAAAAAUACAUUUAAAUUGAACAAAAUUAUCUAUGUGUCUAUACAUCUCUGCAAUAUCAAUUUUACAAAAAUUUUUAUUUGUAUAUAAACUUUAAUUGUAUAAUGUAACAUUUAUAAUUAACAUAUUUUAUUUAAUAAUGAUGAAAUAUUUUGCACAAUUAUAUUAUUUCGUUUGUAAAUGAACAUUAUACUAACUGACCAAUCUUACGAAAAGCAAUGAGACUAACAAAAAAAAGUAAAUCAUAAUAAUAAUUUUCAACUAAAAUGGUAUUAAUACCUAUGUCAAUAAUACUUCAAUCGCUUCUUUAUCCACAAUAAAGAUGUAAAGAUGUACAGAUUGUAUCUUUAGCAUUGUAAAUAAUAAAUAUAUGUAUUAUAUAUGUAUGUAUAUAAUAGUUACAUAAA